Molecule: messenger RNA, 1152 nt
Organism: Paracoccidioides brasiliensis Pb18
Product: dolichyl-P-Man:Man(5)GlcNAc(2)-PP-dolichol alpha-1,3-mannosyltransferase
Exons: 4
Coding region: 1-1152 (383 amino acids)
Cellular component (GO): endoplasmic reticulum
Molecular function (GO): dol-P-Man:Man(5)GlcNAc(2)-PP-Dol alpha-1,3-mannosyltransferase activity
Source: RefSeq, a predicted model, not a curated record
AUGAACAUCUAUGAGCGCGCCAUCGACGUCACUACGAACCCAAAUCAUUCAAAAUGGAUUUCGUCAUUGCUUCUGAUUGCAGACAUAUUCCUCUGCGCACUCGUUGUUUGGAAAGUUCCAUACACAGAAAUCGAUUGGACAACAUACAUGCAGCAAGUGUCCCUUUUCCUGUCUGGUGAGCGCGACUAUGCCCUCAUUAAAGGCUCUACGGGACCGCUCGUUUACCCCGCUGGGCACGUUUACGUCUACUCCGCCCUCUACUACAUUUGCGACGGCGGUCGGGAUAUAUUCUUCGCCCAGGUCCUCUUUUCGAUCUUAUACCUGGCAACAUUGGUGAUUGUGAUGUGGAGUUAUCGCUUCGUGAAGGCGCCUCCGUAUCUAUUUCCGCUGCUUGUGUUGUCUAAACGACUUCACAGCGUGUUCCUCCUUCGACUCUUCAAUGAUGGGAUUGCCACAUUUUUUCUGUGGGCUGGCAUCUUUGCCUUACAAAGGAGGCGGUGGUCUGCGGGCGUCAUAUUGUGGUCUAUGGGGGUUGGAGUUAAAAUGACGUUGUUGCUUGUGGCACCGGCUGUUACGGUGAUUGCGGUGCUGGGUGUUGGUAUCCUUAGGGCUGCUGGCCUGGGGGCGACUGCGUUAUGGCUACAGGUGCUCUUUGCUCUUCCUUUCCUCAAAGAAAAUCCCAGGAGCUAUAUUUCAAGAUCAUUCGAAUUCACACGUCAAUUUUUAUUUAGAUGGACGGUAAAUUGGCGAUUCGUGGGAGAAAAAGUCUUCACCUCCAAUACCUUUGCGGUUGCAUUGUUGGCUCUCAUGAAAAAUAUCGUCCGUGGGAGACAGCUGCCAAUUCAAAUCGUCAACUCCUUCAUCAUGACGACCAUGUUGAGCUCCCUUGCAAUAGGCCUGCUCUGUGCUCGCAGUUUGCAUUAUCAAUUUUUUGCGUAUCUUUCAUGGGCGACGCCUUACCUUCUUUGGAAAUCCGGAUUUCACCCAGUGAUUACCUAUUUGCUUUGGGCCGCGCAGGAGUGGGCCUGGAACGUCUAUCCAAGCACAACUGUGAGCUCGAUCACUGUCGUUUCGGGUCUUUCAAUCCAGGUUUUUGGGGUAUUUUGGAAUGGUUACCAAAUGCGUUUCUCAAACAAGGAACAUAAGGAUUAA